AGAUCGUUAUAUGCAUACGUUUGAAUAUUCUAUUGGCGAGACGAGUGACCCGGAACUGAUCGUAUUUCUUGACGUCAUGUAUUAUCGAAACACUAUUCUCGUUACAGUAUGUAUAUAUGUAUAUAUCUAUUGCAUCGCUGCACUCGACAUUCUCCAUGAUCAGAGUAAUGCAUGCCAUAACCCAAUAAUUAUUCGCGAAACUUUUCCGAAGAGGGAUGAAGUUGUUUAGUUAUUCAAAAGUUCUUCGCCUGGUUCGGUUUCUUUCUGUUAGGUUGGAGACGUUGGAGUACAUACGUCUCGUUAUAUCACGUGUCUACAGAAGUACUUUGAGAUCUUUCUUCCACGGAGGGAUGAAUAAAUUGGCCAAAGUCACUGCGGCGACUGGAGAUCUGGCGAAAUUAGACUAUCUUCUCAAGUGGAACCGAGUCCUCUUGAGAUCUUUUGGUGUGUGGCCACUCAAUCACACCACGACAUCAAGACUUGAACGUCUUGGUACAUUUUUGUUGAUUUUCAAUCUCGGAACCUUGGUGGUCGCGGAAUGGAUUGACUUGAUUAAAAUUUGGGGACAUUUAGAUCUGAUGCUUAACAAUCUGACUGCGAAUUUGGGCACUUCGUUGGCACUGGUUAAACUCCUUAUUAUACGAUGGCAUGUUGAUACACUUCAGGGCCUCAUUGCUGAUGUUCAAAACGACUGGUCCGAAGGUUAUACUGCUAAGGAUUGUGAGGUGAUGAUGGUUCGAGCUAAGAUUGCUCGAUGGUUUUCGAUUGUGGGUCCAGUCCUCGCAUUACCAUCGGGUCUGUUUUUUGCGUUGACUCCUCAGGUUAUUAUGUACUCGAAGAAUGGGACGGAAAUAGCGAUGUUGAUGCCGUUCAGGUCGACGUACUUUUUCGACGUUACGUCGACGCCCGUUUACCAAUUCACUUACUUUUCGCAAGUUGUAGCCUGCUGCACAUCAUCGGCGGCGUAUUCCGGUAUCGACUGCUUUUUCGCAGCACUAGCUUUUCACGUUUGCGGCCAACUCGAAAUACUCGGUAAUGCGAUUCGUGGAUUGGAAAGGAAAGAUUAUCGGAUCGUUAAAAACUUCGUCGAACGUCACCUGCGACUCAUCCAGUACAUGAAUGAUUUGGAGAGCAUUUAUUCUGCGGUUAUUUUCGGUCAGCUUUUGACAACAUCCUUGGCGAUAUGCAGUAUUGGAUUUAAGUUCAUCAUGUCUUUGGACACCGGGGAUUUUGGGGAUAUGGGAAAGUUUUCGAUAUAUUUAUCCGCGAUUCUGAUACACAUAUUUCUGUAUUGCUAUUCUGGGCAAUGUUUAAUCGACCAGAGCACCCAUCUCAGCGAAGCUGCCUACAGCAGUCCGUGGUAUCAGAUGAAAGGAUCUGACGGCCGAGCUUUUAUACUCAUACAAUCGAGAGCUCAGACGCCGUUUCAAAUCACAGCUUUGAAAUUCUGUGUCAUGUCACACUCGUGCUUUGCAGAUAUACUUCGUACCUCCGCAACCUAUUUCUCGGUUCUGCGAGCGAUUAAAUGAAUGACAAGAAUCGUCAAAGUUUGCACGAUUCGAAGAAUUUU
Messenger RNA from Diprion similis, 1570 nucleotides. RefSeq names its product odorant receptor 4-like. The transcript is spliced from 6 exons. Bases 216 to 1529 code for a protein of 437 amino acids. Gene Ontology annotation, cellular component: plasma membrane. Gene Ontology annotation, biological process: detection of chemical stimulus involved in sensory perception of smell; sensory perception of smell. Gene Ontology annotation, molecular function: olfactory receptor activity; odorant binding. The record is from RefSeq and is a predicted model, not a curated record. NCBI's taxonomy places the organism in Eukaryota, Metazoa, Arthropoda, Insecta, Hymenoptera, Diprionidae.